Messenger RNA from Mesoplodon densirostris (Blainville's beaked whale), 730 nucleotides. RefSeq names its product NPC intracellular cholesterol transporter 2-like. Gene Ontology annotation, biological process: cholesterol efflux; intracellular cholesterol transport. Lineage: Eukaryota; Metazoa; Chordata; Mammalia; Artiodactyla; Ziphiidae. Bases 23 to 472 code for a protein of 149 amino acids. The record is from RefSeq and is a predicted model, not a curated record. The transcript is spliced from 2 exons. Gene Ontology annotation, molecular function: cholesterol binding.
UGAGCUUGCGGUCUUAGCUGCGAUGCGUUUUUUGGGCGCCGCGUUCCUGUUCCUGGCCCUCAGCGCCUCCGCCCUAGCCGAGCCGGUGCAUUUCAACGACUGCGGUUCUGGGGUCGGAGUUAUAAAGGAAGUGAAUGUGAACCCAUGCCCCACCCAACCCUGCCAACUGCACAAAGGACAGUCUUACAGUGUCAAUGUCACGUUCACCAGUAGCACUCAGUCUCAAAGUAGCAAAGCCGUGGUGCAUGGCAUUGUGAUGGGCGUCGCAAUUCCCUUUCCUAUUCCUGAGCCUGAUGGUUGUAAGGGUGGAAUCAGCUGCCCCAUUGAAAAAGACAAGACCUAUAACUACCUGAAUAAACUACCCGUGAAGAGUGAAUACCCCUCUAUAAAACUGGUGGUGGAGUGGGAACUUAAGGAUGACAACGACCAACGUCUCUUCUGCUGGCAAAUCCCAGUACAGAUUGAAAGCUAGAGCUAUUUGAUGCCAAUAUGUCCGUCUGGGGUGCAUCUGGCCAAUGAGCUUCCUCACCUCCAGCUCCGCGAGCUUCCUCACCUCCAGCUCCGCUGCUUCACCAGCCAUGACUUGCUCUGCAGUGGUGUCCAGCGUGGUAGUGGAGGGGAGGUAUUCUACGACAGAAAUUCUCUGCAGUUAGCUCAUGUCUCCUUUACUAUCUUAGGUGGUUUUCAUUAACUGCAUCACUUGAUUAGCAGAUGUUUGAUUUUUUUUUUU